Molecule: messenger RNA, 1917 nt
Organism: Neltuma alba
Lineage: Eukaryota; Viridiplantae; Streptophyta; Magnoliopsida; Fabales; Fabaceae
Product: TMV resistance protein N-like
Exons: 3
Coding region: 1-1917 (638 amino acids)
Biological process (GO): defense response
Molecular function (GO): ADP binding
Source: RefSeq, a predicted model, not a curated record
AUGGCCAUCGGAGCUUCUUUUUCGGCUGUGGCGGCGGGGUUUGCCCCGUUCUUUGUUGCUUCUAUUAGAAAUGCUUCUAUCGGUGUGACAACAUUCGAAGUCAGCUCAUUGAAGAAGUUGAAAACAUCUCCAUAUUUGACGUUCUACUGUCGGCUUCAUAUCUACGCGGUUAAAAUGCCUUUAAUAUCAUUGAGGUAUGAAAGCGAAUUCAUUGAAAGCAUUGUUGAAGAAAUGGGGUCAAAGUUACUUGAUAAAUCAGCAUUUGGUCAUGGCAAGUUAAUUGGAAUUGGACCAAAAUUAGACAAACUGAAGUCAAUCGUUGCAAGUGAAUCAGAAGGAGUUGGGUUUAUAGGAAUAUGGGGCACAGGAGGUGUAGGCAAAACAACUCUUGCUAGAGCCUUUUAUGAGCAGGAGCGAGAGCGCAAAAACUUUGAGAUUCACUGCUUCCUUGAUAAUAUUAGAGAGGCAUGGGAAAAAGAAGGUUUGAUUUCAUUGCCAAGAAAACUUCUUUCUUCUCUAGAUAAAAAGAGUAUGGAAGUGGCUGACUUUUAUGAAGGAAUGGAGUUAAUAAAAAGCAAGUUGACUGACAGAAAAAUUCUACUUGUCCUUGACGAUGUGAGUGAUAUUAGGCAACUUGAAAAUUUGGCUCCAAAGAAAGGAUGGUUCAGAGAAGGGAGCAUAAUAAUAAUAACAACUAGGGAUAAGCAUUUGUUAUCAUCACACAGUGUAUCUGCUGUGUAUGAAUUCAAAUUAUUGAGUUAUAACGAGUCCCUUGAACUUUUCCUUGAAAAAGCUUUUAAAGAAGAGCAUCCUAAUGAAGAUUAUUUGAAACUUGCUAGAACCGUCAUUGAGUAUGCUAGAGGCCUUCCUUUAGUGCUCAUAGUGUUAGGUUCAUCUCUUUGCAAAAGACCUAUAGUGGAAUGGAAGGAUGAACUAGCUAAGCUCAAGAAAAUUCCUCCAAAGGACAUUUUGAAGAUACUUCAGGUGAGUUUUGAUGGACUGGAUGAUCAGCAGAAAACCAUAUUCCUGGAUGUUGCUUGCUUUUUCAAUGGGAUGGACAAAGAUCAUGUCAUACAAAUUUUAGAAACUUUGGAUAAGGAUUUUCGCCCAGAAACUGAGAUAAAUGUUCUCAUUAAGAAAUCACUAAUGAUUAGUUAUGAAGGGCAUUUGUGGUCUCUCCCAAGCCUAAAGUCCCUCGAUCUAUCUCAUUCAAAAUGCCUCGUCAAAGUCCCAAAUUUUGAUGGAAUUCCUCAUCUUGAAAAGUUGAUUCUUGAAGGGUGUUCUAACUUGGUUGAAAUUCCCCACUCUCUUGGGCAACACAAGAAACUUGUCAUUGUUGACUUGAAAGAUUGCAAAGAAGUUAAAACGCUUCCAGAAAAAUUUGAGAUGAAUAGCUUGGAGACUUUUAUUCUAUCGGGUUGUUCAAAAGUUAGAAAACUUCCUGAGUUUGGAAAAGAUAUGGCAUGUCUAUCGAAGCUUGAUUUAGAGAAGACUGCUCUAGCCAAACUACCUCAAUCGUUGGGUAAUUUGAUUGGUCUCGUUGAAUUAAAUUUGACAAACUGCAAAAAGCUGGUUUGUCUUCCAUGUAGUGUUAGCAAGUUGAAAGCUCUGAAAGUUAUCAAAAUUUCUAAAUGCUCAAAGCUUUCAUGGCUGCCAGAGAAUUUGAAUGAAAAUGAAGCUUUGGAAGAGCUGGAUUUGAGUGGGAUUGCUAUACAAGGGUUAUCAUUUAGUGACUACAAUAGCGAAACACAAUCUUCAUCAUCAUGGAGUUGCUUAUCCCUUCUUCAAAGGCCUUCAAGCUCAAAAAUUUUUGUUGCCGCCGUCUUUGUCAUCUUGAAACAUUUACUUAUUUUUGCAAUCUCCAUGAUGGAUCACUUCCUGAUGACAUCAGCAUGUUAUCAUCAUUGGAAAUUUUAG